GCCAUUUUAUCUUCAACGAGCCGGCAUCGAGCUGCAAAAUACUUGUUUUGACGUUCAGUUGCUUCCAUUCAAUAUGGAUGUUCCAUUAAACCUAUUGGUGUAUAUUAUCAUUCCCACAGUUUUGUCUGUGUCAUGGAUGCGAUACAAGGGCAUGGAAUAUAUUCUUAUUCACUAUCGCUGGAUUUUUGUUUGCCUGUUUUUAUUACCACUGUCGGUGUUGUAUGACGCACUGAUGUAUCUUCGAUUAAAACUGGUAUUUGCGUUCAAUUCAGCUCCUAAACAACACGAUAAACGUGUAAAAUAUGUUCAACAACAGGUUAGAGAAUGGAAUUCUGGUGGAAGAAAAAGUCUUAUGUGCACUGCACGGCCAGGAUGGGCAACAAUGAGUUUCAGGAGAGGAUUAUAUAAAAACAGUCUGCAUAACAUUCAAAUAAAUCUUCUAGACAUUCUUGAGGUGGACAUCAUUAAAAAAAUUGUCAAAGUUGAACCACUUGUAACUAUGGGUCAGGUCACUGCUUGUCUAAAUCCUCUUGGUUGGACUCUACCAGUUUUGCCUGAAUUGGAUGAUCUUACUGUUGGUGGAUUAAUCAUGGGUGUUGGUAUUGAGACAUCAUCUCAUCUUUAUGGAUUAUUUCAGCAUUGCUGUGUUAGUUAUGAGUUGGUGACAGCAGAUGGUAGCUUGGUCAAAUGCUCAAAGGAUGAGAAUGCAGAUCUAUUUUAUGCUGUACCUUGGUCUCAUGGAACAUUGGGAUUUUUAGUUUCUGCUGAAAUAAAAAUUGUUCCUGCUAAAAAGUAUGUCAAAAUGGAGUAUCACCCAGUGCACAGCCAGCAGGAGCUAGUUCAUCUAUUCAUGGAAAACACUUGUUCCAACAAUCAGUUUGUUGAAGCAUUAGUCUAUUCCAGUGAAAAAUCUGUUUUUAUGGUUGGAAAUAUGACUGAUGAUGCUGAGCCUGAUAUGAUUAAUCCCAUUGGAAACUUUUGGAAACCAUGGUUUUACAAACAUGUAGAGACAUUUCUUAAAACUGGAACCUGUAUUGAAUAUAUUCCUUUAAGACACUAUUACCAUCGACAUACAAAAAGCAUCUUUUGGAUGCUGGAGGAUAUUAUUCCAUUUGGAAAUAAUCCAAUAUUCAGAGCAAGUUUUGGCUGGAUGGUACCACCUAAAGUAUCUCUUCUCAAACUUACUCAAGGUGAGACAAUAAAAAACAUGUAUGAAAAAUAUCAAGUAAUACAAGACAUGCUGGUCCCAUUGAAAGAUCUUGGAAAGAGCUUAGAUUUCUUUGAUAAGGAGCUAGAUCUUUACCCUUUAUGGAUUUGUCCAUUUAAAUUGUUGGACCAACCUGGCUUAGUUCAUCCCAAACAUCAUCAAGAUGAAAUGUAUAUAGAUAUCGGAGCUUAUGGUACACCUAAAGCUAAAGGUUUUUCAACUAUACCAUCAACUAAAAGACUGGAAGACUUUGUUGGUAAAAUUAAUGGAUUUCAGAUGUUGUAUGCAGACUCAUAUCUCAGUCGAGAUCAGUUUCGUAGCAUGUUUGAUCACAGUCUUUAUGAUAAGAUGAGAAAAAUGCUCGCUUGUGAGAAGGCUUUUCCAGAAAUUUAUGACAAAGUAAAUCGCAAUGCUAGAACUUAAUACAUACAGGCCAGUUUUUGUACCCUUUUCAUUCUUAUUAAAAAUUAAUGCACAGGUAUUUAUAUAUUGCAAAUCAAAAUUGUACAAAAAAAAGUUUGAAAAAAAAAAAUAACAAACCAUAAAGAUUCUCUUACUCUUUAGUAUAUUGUUUGUUAUUGUGCAUUAAAAACCAUUUUAGAAAGACCUUUGUGUAAGAUACUUAUUGUAACUCCUUGCAUUUUGUGUAUUGUAGUUAGGACUUAUUACUUUGAUCAAGCUUAACAGCUAUUUUAAUUUGACCUCUGUCUGCCACUGAUAUUUAAGCUAUUACAGGUGUAGCAGCUUAUCUUUAUAUUGGGCUACGCUUACUGCAAAUAUACUUACAUUUUUCCCAUUGUUACAUGGCUUAGGCGAUCAAGCAAGUCAUAAUUUAAUUAAAUAUCUGUGUCUAUACCUCCAUUGUAUCUCAAAUUUAACAUAUCUGCAUGAAUUGAUUAUUUGUAUGUAUGAUAAGCUUAGUGUUCUAAGAAAAAGAAAUCUAAAGAAAAGUUAUUUAACUGCCCUGCACUCUUAAACACUUUCUCUAAAACACAAUUUUUAAUUUUUACUGUCUAUUAACUGGGUAAAAUUGUAUUUUGUUACAGGUUGAUAAAUGUGUAACAUUCAGAAUUCAUUAAUAUAAUUAACAUUUAGAAUUCAUUAAUACAUUUGUCAAUAAAAUGUUUUUAUACUUGAUAUACUUUUUUUAUACUAAAUUUAUAUUUUUCUUUACACUCCAUAAGUAACUUAAUACUAUUUUAGUUACUAUAUAUAUAUAUAUAUUAUAAAUAUAUAUUUAUGUAAAGGAAAAGAGAGCCCAAUUUAAUAAUUAUACAACUUUACAAACGUGUUUGAAUUAUAAAUUUAUUUUAUUAAAGCAAAAUUCUAAGUAGAUGUUUUUCUCAUGUUUAAAUUAUAUAAUUUUUUAAAUGUUAUUAUCAUAGUAUUCAUUUUACUUUACCAACUAUUUAAGUUGUUAAAUAGGGGUCAUCCAUAAAUGACGUCACGCUUUUGUUGAAGAUUUUUACCUCCCCCUCCAUUCUGUCACAAAAAGCCAGACAACCCCCUCCCCCCCUAAAAUGACGUCACACCUCAGCCUACAACCCCCCUCAAAUUUGCAGUUGAAUAUCUUUUUAAACAGCGAUAUUUUUCCAGAAUCUUGUCUGAACUCAUUUAUACAAUUUAUUAACACAGUUUUCUGAAAUGCGAAAUAACGUCCAAAUUCGAUUUCUAACAUUGCUUUUUUAUAAUGCAAAAGUUUGACGUCGCACCAUCUGAACCCCUCAUCACACACCGUCACAAAAUUAUGGACCCCUCCCCAAUACGAGUGAUGUCAUUUAUGGACGACCCCUUACCAGUAGUUUGUGAAAUGUACAAUGCAAUUAUGUGAAUAUUUCUAACGAUAUAUAUAUAUAUAUAUAUAUAUAUAUAUAUAUAUAUAUAUAUAUAUAUAUAUAUAUAUAUCAUCACAAAGUUAAGAAAAUUAUAAAAGUAUAUUUGCAUUGAUAAAAUAUUUUUCACUUUAUAAUUACUGUGUCAAUAAAAUUUUGAACAAAUCACUUUAAAUUUUGUUACUAUACUUGUAUGUAUAUUCUACAUAGGCGCCUACACGUAUAAAAAUAAAUGGAGGAAAAAUAGAAAAUAGAGGUUGGAUUGUGAGUCUCACUAUUGCUAAGUCUUGAUUUUGAAUCUUAUGCUGAAGUCUAUAUGACAUCUCUAAAUACACUCAGCUAUAAAGGGUAUCUUACUCUUUUUAGGGAAACUAAGGUGGCUGGGCAUUGCUAUGAACACACUUGUAAAUUGUAUUCCUAGGUCAUUGAAACAGAACUGCCCCAUGUGACUUUGCACAAACAAGAAGAGAGAUAGAAAAGAUCCAGAUUACUGAUUAGUUUUUUUUUUAUAACUGCAAUAGUUAGCCUAUAACUAUAAUACGUUUCUAUUUCAUAUAAAAAGGAUUCACCAAGGAGUGUAUUCUUUGAUAUGCAGAGAUGAAUAGAUAUGUAUAUAUGUUUUACAGUUGUAUACUUUUUCACUAAUGCUAUUAUCUAUUUUAACACCAAAUAUAGUUUUAAACUUGGUUUUAGUUAAUUUUGUAGUUUUAGUUUGUUUUAAACUUUUAAAAAAAUGUUGUUUCCUAUGUUUGUGAAAAUUUUAAUAGGUGCCCACAUAUGUAUGAGCACGCCUCAUAAUGGUUCCAGAAAUAUUUGUAUUUACUUGUAUUGUGUAAAUUUGAAAUGCCUUAGUUAAAAUGUGUUUAUAAUAUUGCUGAGCACAAGAGCACACUUUAAAUGUGAAAUUAGUGCUAUGAAGCAUAAUUUAGAUAUGAAUAAACAGAUGUAGAUUUACAUGUCUUGAUAGAUGUUUGUUUUUUAAUUUUAUACUAAGUAGGCUACAAAGUCCGUAUGCAGUCUGGAUAGCCUGGAACUUUGACAUGUGAAUGUCAGAUAAUGUUUUUAUUCAAAUCAAUGUUG
Messenger RNA from Physella acuta, 4119 nucleotides. RefSeq names its product delta(24)-sterol reductase. Lineage: Eukaryota; Metazoa; Mollusca; Gastropoda; Physidae. Gene Ontology annotation, molecular function: Delta24(24-1) sterol reductase activity; FAD binding. Gene Ontology annotation, cellular component: cytoplasm; membrane. Gene Ontology annotation, biological process: steroid metabolic process. The record is from RefSeq and is a predicted model, not a curated record.